AUGGAUGUUAACGAUUCUGAUUAUCAAAAUUUGUUGCAGUAUUAUGAUCUACUUAUUCAACAAGAAGAAGAAUAUCAAUUGAAUGAAGGUGAAUACGAAGAUGAAUAUGAAGAUGAAUACGAAGAUGAAUACGAAUAUGAAUACGAAGAUGAAUACGAAGAUGAAUAUGAAGAUGAAUAUGAAGGUGAAGAUGAAAUCGUAUAUGAAAACAUAUAUUUUAAUCCCAAAACGAACUCUUUUAUUGAUUUAGGAAAUCAAUCAAUACACGCACAACUUGCCACAAUGUCAUUACGUAAUACUUUGGCGACGUUGAAGAUUAAUUAG
Messenger RNA from Diversispora eburnea, 324 nucleotides. The record is from the annotation of a GenBank genome assembly. NCBI's taxonomy places the organism in Eukaryota, Fungi, Glomeromycota, Glomeromycetes, Diversisporales, Diversisporaceae.